UCGCAUCACCCCACCGUGAUGUUGCUGUCAAAAGACGCUGUUGUAGUCAUCCUACAGUAGGUAGCGUGUCGCAGGCAUCAAUAUGAUGUGACCGUUCAACGCACAGGGCAAGAUGUGGCAACGAUAAGCACUGGAGUUACAUUUAGGGUCCAGGAACUACUUACGAAUCUUUUGGGAUUAUCUAUUCAGAAUUACUUGCCGAUUUUUUUCUCAAGUAUUUGGGGGCUGUCAGCGUCGUCCAGCCAUGGCUGAGCAGGAGUGUCCUGCCAAGAAGAAGCCCCCGGGUCCUGCCGUGGCCGCACUCCACUCCCACUUCAUGGUGGGCUCGGUGUCCGAGGAGAACUCGGAGGACGAGAUCCUGAGCAAGCUGGACGGCCUGGUGCCGGUGGAGGAGAAGGAGCGCUCCCUCUCCCCGUCCUCCGUCAGCUCCGACAGCACUUUUGAGCUGGGCUUCGAAGGCCUGGACGGCACGCCUCACAACCUCAGGCCAAGCAUGUCGGGGCUCCACUUAAUGAAGCAGGGCAGAGACCGGAGACGCAUCGACCUCCAGAGAGACUUCACUGUGGCGUCUCCUGCGGAGUUCGUCACUCGCUUUGGAGGCAAUAAAGUCAUUGAAAAGGUGCUCAUAGCCAAUAACGGCAUUGCUGCUGUGAAGUGCAUGCGCUCCAUUCGGCGCUGGGCCUAUGAGAUGUUUCGCAACGAGCGUGCCAUCCGCUUUGUGGUGAUGGUCACGCCAGAGGACUUGAAGGCCAAUGCCGAGUACAUCAAGAUGGCCGAUCACUAUGUGCCUGUCCCCGGAGGGACAAACAACAAUAACUAUGCCAACGUUGAGCUCAUCCUGGACAUAGCCAAACGGAUACCUGUACAGGCUGUGUGGGCAGGCUGGGGCCACGCAUCAGAGAACCCCAAACUUCCAGAGCUGCUACACAAGAACGGCAUCGCUUUCAUGGGUCCCCCGAGCCAGGCCAUGUGGGCCCUGGGGGAUAAGAUCGCCUCCUCCAUCGUGGCCCAGACUGCUGGCAUUCCCACACUUCCCUGGAGCGGCUUAGGUCUUACCGUAGAGUGGUCUGAAAGUGAUCAGAAGAAGAGGAUCAUAAACGUUCCUCCAGAGCUGUAUGAGCUUGGCUGCAUCCAUGAUGUGGAGGCAGGACUGAAGGCUGCAGAGACGGUGGGCUACCCAGUCAUGAUCAAGGCUUCCGAGGGAGGUGGUGGGAAGGGCAUCCGCAAGGUCAACUGUGCAGACGACUUCCCAAACCUCUUCAGACAAGUUCAGACAGAGGUGCCAGGCUCGCCCAUCUUCGUGAUGCAGCUGGCCAAGCACGCCCGCCACCUGGAGGUGCAGAUCCUGGCCGACCAGUAUGGCAAUGCCAUCUCGCUGUUCGGCCGCGACUGCUCCGUCCAGCGACGCCACCAGAAGAUCAUCGAGGAGGCCCCCGCCACCAUCGCCACCUCCGACAUCUUUGAGGAAAUGGAGAGGUGUGCGGUGAAGCUGGCUAAGAUGGUGGGCUACGUGAGUGCGGGGACAGUAGAGUACCUCUACAGCCAAGACUCCAGCUUUUACUUCCUGGAGCUCAACCCCCGUCUGCAGGUGGAGCACCCCUGCACUGAGAUGGUGGCCGAUGUCAACCUGCCCGCCGCACAGCUACAGAUUGCCAUGGGUAUCCCUCUCCACCGCAUCAAGGACAUCCGUAUGAUGUACGGCGUGCAGCCAUGGGGAGACUCUCCCAUUGAUUUUGAGGGGCUCUUUGCUGCCCCCUCCCCGCGGGGACACGUCAUUGCAGCCCGCAUCACCAGCGAGAACCCAGAUGAGGGUUUCAAGCCCAGCUCGGGCACAGUGCAGGAGCUGAACUUCCGCAGCAACAAGAACGUGUGGGGCUACUUCAGCGUGGCGGCUGCAGGGGGGCUGCACGAGUUUGCAGACUCCCAGUUCGGCCACUGCUUCUCCUGGGGAGAGAACAGAGAGGAGGCCAUCUCUAACAUGGUGGUGGCCCUGAAGGAGCUGUCUAUCAGAGGAGACUUCAGGACCACAGUGGAGUACCUCAUCAAGCUGCUGGAGACCGAGAGCUUCCAGCACAACAGCAUCGACACCGGCUGGCUCGACCGCCUCAUCUCUGAGAAGAUGCAGGCUGAGAGGCCUGACACCAUGCUGGGGAUUGUUAGCGGAGCUCUCCAUGUAGCAGAUGUCAACUUGAGGAACAGUGUCUCCAACUUCCUGCACUCACUGGAAAGGGGUCAGGUGUUGCCGGCCCACACGCUGCUGAACACGGUGGACGUGGAGCUGAUCUACGAGGGCACCAAGUACGUGCUGACGGUGACGCGCCAGUCCCCCAACUCCUACGUGGUCAUCAUGAACAGCUCCUCAGCCGAGGUGGACGUGCACCGCCUCAGUGAUGGGGGCCUGCUGCUGUCCUACGAUGGCUCCAGCUACACCACCUACAUGAAGGAGGAGAUAGACAGGUACCGCAUCACCAUUGGCAAUAAGACGUGCGUGUUUGAGAAGGAGAAUGACCCGUCUCUGCUGCGCUCCCCCUCAGCUGGGAAACUCAUCCAGUACACUGUGGAGGAUGGAGGACACGUCUUCGCCGGACAGUGUUACGCUGAAAUAGAGGUGAUGAAGAUGGUGAUGACUCUGACAGCGGUGGAGUCUGGCUGUAUUCACUAUGUGAAGAGGGCAGGGGCUGUCCUAGAGCCUGGCUGCGUUAUCGCCAAACUACAACUCGACGACCCCAGCAGAGUACAGCAGGCGGAGCUGUACACAGGGCCUCUGCCCAUCAUCCAGGCGGUGGCGUUGAGGGGGGAGAAGCUCCAUCGGGUCUUCCACAGCACAUUGGACCACCUGCUGCACAUCAUGAAUGGAUUCUGCCUCCCUGAGCCCUUCUUUGGGACCAAGUUGAAGGAGUGGGUGGAGCGUCUGAUGAAGACUCUUCGUGACCCGUCCCUCCCCCUGCUGGAGCUCCAGGACAUCAUGACCAGCGUGUCGGGACGCAUCCCCCCCGCCGUGGAGAAGUCCAUCAAGAAGGAGAUGGCCCAGUACGCCUCCAACAUCACCUCCGUACUCUGCCAGUUCCCCAGCCAACAGAUUGCCAACAUCCUGGACAGCCACGCAGCCACUCUGAACAGGAAGUCUGAGAGGGAGGUCUUCUUCAUGAACACCCAGAGCAUCGUGCAGCUGGUCCAGAAGUACCGUAGUGGCAUCCGUGGGCACAUGAAGGCUGUGGUGAUGGACCUACUGCGCCAGUACCUGAAGGUGGAGGUCCAGUUUCAGCACGGGCAUUAUGACAAGUGUGUGUUUCAACUACGGGAGGAAAACAAAGGUGACAUGGCCAAUGUGCUGAACUACAUUUUCUCCCACGCCCAAGUGACCAAGAAAAACUCCCUUGUCACCAUGCUUAUCGACCAGCUGUGUGGGCGGGACCCCACGCUGACGGACGAGCUGAUGGCCAUUCUGACGGAGCUGACCCAGCUCAGCAAGACCACCAAUGCCAAGGUGGCCCUGAGAGCGCGCCAGGUGCUGAUUGCUUCUCAUCUGCCCUCCUAUGAGCUGCGGCACAACCAGGUGGAGUCCAUCUUCCUGUCGGCCAUCGACAUGUACGGCCAUCAGUUCUGCAUAGAGAACCUGCAGAAACUUAUCUUGUCCGAGACAUCCAUCUUCGAUGUGCUCCCCAACUUCUUCUACCACACCAAUGCGGUGGUGAGGAUGGCUGCACUGGAGGUCUAUGUGCGUAGGGCAUACAUUGCCUACGAGCUCAACAGUGUACAGCAUCGGCAGCUGAAGGACAACACCUGCGUGGUAGAGUUCCAAUUCAUGCUGCCCACCUCGCACCCCAACAGAGGGAACAUCCCCACUCUAAACAGGAGGAUGUCUCCACCAGUUCGCCACCAGCAGUCUAUCAAGGUCGAGACUGCUAGCACAGCGGCCCCUAACUCCUCCCCCACUAGCCCUCCUCAAGUUAGUCUGGCUGACUGCCCUGUAAAUGACAACAGGAUGUCCUUCUCCUCCAACCUGAAUCAUUACGGCAUGGUCCACAUGACCAGCGUCAAUGACGUGCUCCUGGACACCUCCUUCACCCCGCCCUGCCAACGCAUGGGGGCCAUGGUCUCCUUCCAGUCAUUCCAGGAGUUCACCAGGAACAUUAAGGACGUGCUCAGCUGUUUCUCGGACUCUCCUCCAUCCAGCCCUACUUUUCCCGAGGGCGGAAAUCCAGUGCUGUACGGAGAGGACGACAACAAGAGCAUACAGGACGAGCCCAUUCACAUCCUCAACGUGGCCAUAAAGACCGACAGCGACAUCGACGACGAUGGAUUGGCGGCCUUGUUUCGAGAGUUCACUCAAACAAAGAAAGGUCUGCUGUUUGAACACGGCAUCCGCAGGCUGACCUUCCUGGUGGCUCAAAAGGAUUUCCGAAAGCAGGUGAACUGUGAAGUGGACCAGAGGUUUCAUAGGGAGUUCCCGAAGUUUUUCACGUUCCGUGCACGAGACAAGUUUGAGGAGGAUCGUAUCUAUCGGCACCUGGAGCCUGCUCUGGCCUUCCAGCUGGAGCUGAACCGCAUGCGUAACUUUGCCCUGACGGCCAUCCCCUGUGCCAACCACAAGAUGCAUCUGUACCUGGGCGCCGCCCGCGUGGAGGCGGGGGCGGAGGUCACCGACUACCGUUUCUUUGUGCGCGCCAUCAUACGGCACUCAGACCUGGUCACCAAGGAGGCCUCGUUUGAGUACCUGCACAACGAGGCAGAGCGCCUGCUGCUGGAGGCCAUGGACGAGCUGGAGGUGGCCUUCAACAACACCACCGUCCGCACCGACUGCAACCACAUCUUCCUCAACUUUGUGCCUACCGUUAUCAUGGACCCCUCCAAGAUCGAGGAGUCUGUGCGCUCCAUGGUUAUGCGCUAUGGUAGCCGGCUGUGGAAGCUGCGCGUGCUGCAGGCCGAGCUGAAAAUCAACAUCCGACUGACGCCCACGGGCAAGCAGAUCCCCAUCCGCCUCUUCCUCACCAACGAGUCUGGCUACUACCUAGACAUCAGCCUCUACAAGGAGGUCACCGACUCCCGCACCGGACAGAUCAUGUUCCAGGCGUACGGGGACAAGCAGGGUCCUCUGCACGGCAUGCUGAUCAACACGCCCUACGUCACCAAGGACCUGCUGCAGUCCAAGCGCUUCCAGGCCCAGAGUCUGGGCACCACCUAUGUCUACGACUUCCCCGAAAUGUUCAGACAGUCGCUGAGGAAGCUGUGGCAGAGCAUGGAGUCCUACGCCCGGCUGCCCAAGUGCCCGCUGCCCUCCGAGCUGCUCACCUUCACCGAGCUGGUGCUGGACCCACAGGGACAGCUGGUGCAGAUGAACAGACUCCCCGGGGGAAACGAGAUUGGCAUGGUGGCGUGGCGCAUGACCCUGCGCACCCCCGAAUACCCGUCGGGCCGCGAGAUCAUCGUCAUCAGCAACGACAUCACGCACAAGAUCGGCUCGUUCGGGCCGCAGGAGGACGUGCUGUUCCAGCAGGCCAGCGAGAUGGCGCGCCAGGCCGGCAUCCCCCGCAUAUACAUCGCUGCCAACAGCGGCGCCCGCAUCGGACUGGCCGAGGAGAUCCGACACAUGUUCCACGUGGCCUGGCAGGACCCGGCCGACCCCUACAAGGGCUUUAAGUACCUGUACCUGACGCCACAGGACUAUAAAAAGGUGUCGGCUCUGAACUCGGUGCACUGUGAACAUGUGGAGGACGAAGGGGAGUCGAGGUACAAGAUCACAGACAUCAUUGGGAAGGAGGAAGGGCUUGGAGUGGAGAACUUGCGUGGAUCCGGAAUGAUAGCAGGCGAAUCCUCUCUGGCCUAUGAGGAGAUCAUUACCAUGAACCUGGUGACGUGUCGUGCCAUUGGGAUUGGGGCCUACCUGGUGCGGCUGGGCCAGAGGACCAUCCAGGUGGAGAACUCCCACAUCAUCCUCACGGGCGCAGGAGCCCUCAACAAGGUGCUGGGUCGAGAGGUCUAUACGUCCAAUAACCAGCUGGGUGGCAUACAGAUCAUGCACAACAACGGGGUCACCCACAGCACCGUAUGCGACGACUUUGAGGGGGUCUACACGCUACUGCAUUGGCUGUCCUACAUGCCCAAGUGCACUUCCAGUCCCGUGCCCAUCCUGAAUGCCAAGGACCCCAUAGAUCGCCAUGUGGAGUUUGUGCCCACCAAAGCCCCUUAUGACCCGCGCUGGAUGCUGGCAGGGAGGCCCAAUCAGAACUCCAAGGGUUCCUGGGUGAGUGGCUUCUUUGACCACGGCUCCUUCCUGGAGAUGAUGCAGCCGUGGGCCCAGAGCGUCGUCGUGGGCAGAGCUAGGCUUGGUGGGAUCCCCACUGGAGUGGUUGCCGUGGAAACCCGCUCGGUGGAGCUCUCCAUCCCCGCAGACCCCGCUAAUCUGGACUCGGAGGCCAAGAUCAUCCAGCAGGCGGGCCAGGUGUGGUUCCCGGACUCGGCCUUUAAGACGGCCCAGGCCAUCAAGGACCUGAACCGGGAGGGGCUGCCCCUCAUGGUCUUCGCCAACUGGAGAGGCUUCUCUGGAGGCAUGAAAGACAUGUACGACCAGAUCCUGAAGUUCGGGGCGUACAUCGUGGACGGUCUGCGGGAGUACCGGCAGCCGGUGCUGGUCUACAUCCCCCCGCAGGCGGAGCUGAGGGGCGGCUCCUGGGUGGUGAUCGACCCCACCAUCAACCAGAGGCACAUGGAGAUGUACGCCGACAAGGACAGCCGUGGUGGCGUGCUGGAGCCCGAGGGCACGGUGGAGAUCAAGUUCAGGAGGAAGGACCUGGUGAAGACCAUGAGGAGGGUGGACCCCGUCUACAUGGGCCUGGCCGAGAGACUAGGCACCCCUGAGCUGAACGCGGCAGACCGGAAGGACCUGGAGGGCAAGCUGAAGGAGCGCGAGGAGUUCCUGCUGCCCAUCUACCACCAGGUGGCAGUGCAGUUCGCUGACCUCCACGACACCCCCGGACGCAUGCAGGAGAAGGGAGUCAUCACGGACAUCCUGGAGUGGCGCACGUCGCGUCAUUUCUUUUACUGGCGUCUGCGGCGGCUGCUAUUGGAGGACACGGUGAAGAGGAAGAUCCAGGCGGCCAAUGGGGAGCUGACGGACGGCCAGAUCCAGGCCAUGCUGCGACGCUGGUUUGUGGAGGCAGAGGGGGCCGUCAAGGCCUAUCUGUGGGACAGUAAUGAGGAGGUGGUGGACUGGCUGGAGAAGCAGCUGACGGAGGAGGAAGGAGCACGCUCAGUCAUCGACGAGAACAUCAAGUACAUCCGCCGAGACCACAUCCUCAAGCAGAUACGCAGCCUGGUGCAAGCCAAUCCAGAGGUGGCCAUGGACUCCAUCGUGCACAUGACUCAACACAUCUCCCCAACGCAGCGGGCGGAGGUGGUGCGCAUCCUCUCCACCAUGGACUCCCCCGCCUCCCCCCCACCUUAGAGGCUGGAGCAUCUCCCAGUCGCCUCAGCACACAGGCGCACAUGCUCGCAGUGUGUCAAAGUGGUCCACAUUCUCUCCACUUGGACUUAAGUGCCUCACCAUAGGUGUUGACACACGCACACGCACACACACACACACACACACACACCACCUUCCACCCUUCAUUAUGUGGGUGUUUAGUGACCACACAAAUCCUGGAAGAGCCGAUUUGUCAUCCUACCGGAAACUAUAAUAGCGAUGACGAUGGCACGGUUGGCAAUGAUUCUAGAGAGAGAAAAUAGUGCACGGAUGUACAGUAGAGAAAAAUAACACAAGCCUUCACAGACAACAAAAGAGCUAUUCAUUUCAGAGUUCUGGAAUUCAGAACAUCUUGUAUACACGUAUACACAGUAGUCUUAAAAGAUGUUUUUUUUAUUAUUAUUGUUAACCUUCCAGUGCAUCUUUAAUAAUAAUGAUAGAUAAUUUAGAGCAGAUUAUUGUCAGAAUGUAUUUGGGAAGAAGAAAAAAAAUAGGCCAAAAAAAAUAAAUAAAUAAAUAAACCGCGUUUGACAAUUUCUACUUAGGAAAUAGCAAUUAACGAGAGUGUCACCUAAUUAAAUCAUGAGUUAAUGACUGAGAGACAGCCGUGAUUUAACCCCUGCCGUCUGCACAGAACAAAAAAGAUGGAUCAGAGA
This is a messenger RNA of Engraulis encrasicolus (European anchovy), 8118 nucleotides long. RefSeq names its product acetyl-CoA carboxylase alpha (gene acaca). The record is from RefSeq and is a predicted model, not a curated record. Gene Ontology annotation, molecular function: acetyl-CoA carboxylase activity; metal ion binding; ATP binding. Gene Ontology annotation, cellular component: mitochondrion. The coding region runs from base 245 to 7444 and encodes 2399 amino acids. Gene Ontology annotation, biological process: fatty acid biosynthetic process. NCBI's taxonomy places the organism in Eukaryota, Metazoa, Chordata, Actinopteri, Clupeiformes, Engraulidae. The transcript has 55 exons.